AUGCAGCUACAAUCUGCUCCGUGCCUUCAUGAAAAAGAAAAGCUCUCAACUAUUCCGACUGCUGGAAAUCCAGCGGCAAGUACUCGUCGAACUGCGCUUUUCAACAGCUUUCAUCUAGCGCUUUUUGAAUCAGCGAAAAAAAAGAUCGCAAAGUUGCGUUUCAAGAAGACAAGUUUUGGUAUUCAUGAUGGGAGCGGAGGUCAUCUUGUCGUUUCAACCUGCUCUUACAAUGGCUGUCGCCAACGGCGAUUAAAAAAUUACAAGGUGUUAUGGACUGCUGCUUUAGCAUUGCAAUCUGGGGCUGACUGA
This is a messenger RNA of Plasmopara halstedii, 309 nucleotides long. RefSeq lists its product as uncharacterized. Lineage: Eukaryota; Oomycota; Peronosporomycetes; Peronosporales; Peronosporaceae. Bases 1 to 309 code for a protein of 102 amino acids. The record is from RefSeq and is a predicted model, not a curated record. The transcript has 5 exons.